CUCAAAAGAAACAUUAAAAUAUGAUUUUCAAGUACAUCCAAGAGCCAGUCCUCGGAGCUUUGCUUCGCUCCCGAGACUCGCUGAUCUACUUAAACAGAUCCAUAGAUCAAAUGGGAUGGAGGCUGCCGCCACGAACGAAGCCAUAUUGGUGGCUUUACUACAUUUGGACACUGGUGGUCAUAGUACUCGUCUUCAUCUUCAUACCCUACGGACUCAUAAUGACUGGAAUAAAGGAGUUCAAGAACUUUACGACCACCGAUCUGUUUACGUAUGUUCAGGUGCCCGUCAACACCAAUGCCUCCAUCAUGAAGGGCAUCAUUGUGUUGUUCAUGCGGAGGCGAUUCUCAACGGCCCAAAAGAUGAUGGACGCAAUGGACAUCCGAUGCACCAAGAUGGAGGAGAAGGUCCAGGUGCACCGAGCUGCGGCCCUAUGCAACCGUGUUGUUGUGAUCUACCAUGGCAUAUACUUCGGCUACCUAUCCAUGGCCCUAAUGGGAGCUCUGGUGAUCGGAAAGACUCCAUUCUGUUUGUAUAAUCCACUGGUUAACCCCGUCGAGCAUUUCUAUUUGGCCACUGCAAUUGAGUCGAUCACCAUGGUUGGCAUUAUUCUGGCCAACCUCAUUUUGGACGUAUAUCCGAUCAUAUAUGUGGUCAUAUUGCGGAUCCACAUGGAGCUCCUCAGUGAGAGAAUCAAGGAACUGCGCACUGAUGUUGAAAAGGGAGACGACCAACAUUAUGCGGAGCUGGUGGACUGUGUGAAGGAUCACAAGCUAAUUGUCGAGUAUGGAAACACUCUGCGGCCCAUGAUAUCAGCCACGAUGUUCAUCCAGCUGCUAUCCGUUGGCCUUCUUUUGGGCCUGGCAGCGGUUUCCAUGCAGUUCUACAACACCGUCAUGGAGCGUUUCGUCUCCGGGGUCUACACCAUAGCCAUACUUUCCCAGACCUUUCCCUUCUGCUAUGUUUGUGAGCAACUGAGCAGCGAUUGCGAAUCCCUGAGCAACACUCUGUUCCAUUCCAAGUGGAUUGGGGCUGAGCGGCGGUACAGAACCACGAUGUUGUACUUCAUUCACAAUGUGCAGCAGUCGAUUUUGUUCACUGCUGGCGGAAUUUUUCCCAUAUGUCUGAACACCAAUAUAAAGAUGGCCAAGUUCGCUUUCUCAGUGGUGACCAUUGUAAAUGAGAUGGACUUGGCCGAGAAAUUGAGAAGGGAGUAAUUCGGCUUAUUCUCGCAAAUUUAAUCAGAUCAAUUUUAGAGAGUAGUUGUGCACCACACAAAGUAAACAAGCAAUAAAUGUGAUUGUAGAUCAAACUGAAAAAUUAAAAAAAAAAACUGUUUGUACCUUCACAUAACAUAACAUCUCUGGCAAACAAAGCAGAACUCCAAUUUUACUAUUAUAGCUUGCCAUUAUACGGUGGUAAAUGGGGAGCCCUCUUAUCUGGAGACUCCUCCUCCUCGUGGCACCUGCCGCUGGAGCUCUCUGCGCGUCUGAAACUGCCGUCCGGUCCAUUACAAUUAUGGGCUGUUGAAGGCACUGCUGCACAUCUGCGCCGUCUUCUAAUUUCGAAUCGUGUUCCACAACAGCAACUCCAAGUGCAACACGUACUGGAGAGUGCAGCGCCAUAAAAAGCCACAAAAGAGCUCCCGGGUUACUCGUGGCGGCGAUCGCAAGAAAUCAGGAAGGAACCGGACAAAGGAGCGAUAAUGAACCGGGAGACGGAGUAUAUCGACCUCGAUGGUGCUCCAUUCCAUUCCAUUCAGGAGGGCAUUUCGCGACUUACAAGCUCGUUUUCCCGCUGCUCGCAUAUCGCAUUACCAUCCCACUUGUUGCCCGACAUCGUCCCCCCAAUAAUCAUAUCCCAAUCCCCCACUUCACCACUUACCCACUCCCCCAAGCCCAACGAUCUGCGGCUAAUGAUCCCCAACAGUGUCGAAUUUCGUGUACAUAGUUUAUGGUUAUGGAUUUGCGCACUUGUCAAUUGCAGUUCGAUCAUAGCUAGUACUCGCACUCGGUCUCGUUUUGGAGUGCCAGACAAAGCGAACGUGCAGCUGCAUAAAUAUGGAGAACUGUUCGAAAUAGACGGAAUCUCCCCUCAUUAAAGGUGGUUGUAAUAGAUGGGAUACGACUUGAGAUCGACUGGGGAAUACUGUUAGUUGCUGCAUAAGAAAAGGUUUUCUCAGCCACUUUAGCUAGUUGAAGUCGGGAUGUCGGC
Messenger RNA from Drosophila santomea, 2211 nucleotides. It is a transcript of the gene Or85a, whose product is annotated as odorant receptor 85a. Gene Ontology annotation, cellular component: plasma membrane. Gene Ontology annotation, molecular function: odorant binding; olfactory receptor activity. Gene Ontology annotation, biological process: sensory perception of smell; detection of chemical stimulus involved in sensory perception of smell. Bases 21 to 1214 code for a protein of 397 amino acids. The record is from RefSeq and is a predicted model, not a curated record. The transcript is spliced from 4 exons. Lineage: Eukaryota; Metazoa; Arthropoda; Insecta; Diptera; Drosophilidae.